ACAUAACCUGUGUAUUGGUCUAUUGGUAAAGAUUUUAUUUUAUCAUUUUUCUGCUCGUGCUUUCCGCACUUUUUUCACUCUUAUCCAAUAUCUUUGCUCUCAUCUCGGCUUGUGUCUUCAUGUUUUAACUAUUUUCAACAAGGAUGUUAUCUCGGAUUUUUGUAAGCCGAUUGUCAACCCAGGUGUUUUAGUAAAUAAAUGAAAAAUCUGAAAGUCUCAUCGAAUCACUUUACUUAACACUCUUCUAGCCGGUUAUUUUGCCUUCGGUUAAGUCUAAUCAGUGAUGGAGAAGUUACUUACAGUAUGCCUUCGUCCUCAAAUCCAGUUGAAUAGAUCGAUCUCUCACUCCAGUGUCCUGCAUAGUAAAAAGAAUUUUAGGAAGUUCGUCCUUCCCCAUAGAGGCUCAGAGGCGUUUCGUAAAAGACAGGAAGAAAAUCCACAUCCUGAUAUUUGGCCAUUUCGGUUUGGUGUGAAGAAAGACUACGUUGUUGUUGGUCCAGAUAAGAAACGAGUUCAAAUUCCAGAACUACAAGCUGAGAUAAUAGUGCCUGAUUUAACUGGAUUUACGUUAAAACCAUACGUAUCGUACGCAACAAUUGAAGUUAUUCAGUCAGAGUUCACUCCUAAGGAUCUAUUCAAUGCUGUCUACAGAAGAAAAAUAGUCAAUGAUUUCCAGGACAAAAAAUUAGACGAGACUGGCAACCCUCUAGAACCAAGUCCAGCAGAACAGCUAACUGCUGAUCAAGCCAAGAAGUUUGCAAGAAUGACUGGAUCAGAUUUGUUCGAGGAAAGGUGGCGGGAUAAGAAAAAAGAACAGCAGCAAUAAUAACCUCACCUAUCCUUGUCUAAUGUGUUAAUAUAUUGUUAAAAGUAGGUACAUUUUGAAUAUAUUGGUUUUUUUAUGCA
Bemisia tabaci is the source of this 906-nucleotide messenger RNA. RefSeq names its product mitochondrial ribosomal protein L41 (gene mRpL41). Gene Ontology annotation, molecular function: structural constituent of ribosome. Gene Ontology annotation, biological process: translation. NCBI's taxonomy places the organism in Eukaryota, Metazoa, Arthropoda, Insecta, Hemiptera, Aleyrodidae. Gene Ontology annotation, cellular component: mitochondrial large ribosomal subunit. The record is from RefSeq and is a predicted model, not a curated record.